AUGCAUAUAAUUCCCUCGAAUAAAUCCAACGAUUUGACAUUGAACUUAAAAUUAACUAACAAAGGUAACUUACCUCAAUCGACGAUAGAUGAUAUCAAAGAUAAUAAUAAUAACACUAAAACGAACAUUGCUAUUUAUAGCAACGUUAAAGCUCACUUGGAUGACGAGUGUAGAAAUAGACUUCAUAUUCCAUCCUAUAUGACACAGACUAACACAAGAACUAGUUGCUCGACUACAUUAGAUUUUGAUCCAAACAAUUUAGAUUCGUUAUCAAUAACUAUAUCAAAACACCAAAAAGAUGAACCUAAAAAUUUGAAGAUUUUUCAAAAAGGAGUAAUUAAGAAUGCUAUGCCGAAGAAGAAAAUAAAUGACCCUUCAUUGUCAUCUUUUAUAUCUUCUUCCCCUUCUUCAUCAUCGUCAUCGUCAUCAUCAUCAUCGAACUCUGAAAAAUCUACGAAGAAUCUAUUAUCUCAUGUGAAGAAUCUUUCUAAAAUAAAGACAACGGAACCAUUCCGUAGUAAAACUAAGCAACUACCUGCAAUGCGAAGAUCUUCGUUACAACAGGUUCAAACGCAUAAUCCUCAAGAACAAAAGAAAGUUGUACAUCGACGCUCAUUACCUCCUCGAAGAAACACUCAAGAAUCAAUAGCUACAACAAUUCCAUUUUUUGCUUUACGACAUUCCCAAAUUUUCCCUUUAACAGAUGAUGAGAUAAAUCAUUCAUUGCAGCACCACCAGAACCACGAUACUGAUGAACUAUUAUCUGCUGUAACAAGUAACGUCUCUUCAUCGAUGGUGUCGACGACUACUACUAAUACUACUAACUCGGAGGAGAGAUAUCCUUUAUCAACAGAUCCAGAAGAUAGAUAUCAACAAAACCCUUCCCAUUCGCAUGACUCUCCAAGUGGUGGGAAGAUUGAUAACCGUAAUUCAAAAAUGCGUAUGUUAGGUAAGAAAGUGAGCCAAGGUCAUGUGAAUUUCCAAAUAGUUUAUGAUAUGUUACUAGGUAUAAGAGUGGCACUGAACUCUUUAUCUCCAAAUUCCUCAUCCGUACUCUCAUCACGAAAAUAUAAGAAAUUCAUUUUCGAUUCAAACUAUGAAAUAAUUGAGCCAAUACAGGAUAAUUAUACAUAUUCCUUUAAAUUUAAAGAUUACUACCCGACAAUUUUCCAAAAACUACGAAAUGAAAACUUUCAAUUGAAUGAUGCAGAUUAUUUAGAUUCAUUGACCUCCAAAUACAUAUUAAACGAAUUCAACUCACCAGGUAAAAGUGGUUCAUUUUUCUAUUUCUCAAGGGAUUAUAAAUAUAUCAUCAAGACAAUCCAUCAUGAUGAACAUAUCCAUCUUCGGAAUACAUUACUACGAUAUUAUAAUCAUCUCAAAUCCAAUCCUAACACCCUGAUUUGUCAAUUUUACGGAUUAUAUAGAAUUAAAUUCCCGAAAAGGUUCUUUAGGAAAAGGAAAAUUUAUUUCUUGGUGAUGAAUAACGUUUUCCCUCCUGAUUUAGCAAUGAAUGUAACUUUCGAUUUGAAGGGAUCCACUUGGGGCAGAUUCUCUCAAACUCCACUCCAAAGUAUGCCUCAGAACGAUAUUGAAAGUAGUAAUAACGAUAACGAUGAUGACGAUAAUAAUAAGAUGAUUUCCAUCGUUUUGAAAGAUUUAAAUUGGCUGAAGAAUCAAAAUAGGCUGGAUUUUGGAUCCCAUGAAAAGAAUGAAGCAAUAUUGAAACAAUUAAAAACCGAUGUGGAAUUAUUGAUUGAUAUGAACACUAUGGAUUAUUCUUUAUUGAUUGGUAUCCAUUUCCUUGAAUCAGAUCGUACAGAUGACAAAGAGGAAGAUACUAACGAUGGAGGCAAUCGUGCCACCUUUAAAUACAAUGUUGGGGACCAUGAGAAACGGAAAUGUGUUAUUUGUUACAUUGGAAUCAUAGAUUGUCUGACAAAUUAUUCAAUGGUUAAGAAAUUAGAGACUAUUUGGAGAAGUUUGAAUCAUGAUUAUAAGACAGUUAGUGCAGUUCCGCCAAGGUUCUAUGGUAAUCGAUUUUACAAGUAUGUGGAGGAAUCCAUUGGACAUAUAGAUGUGUAA
This is a messenger RNA of Naumovozyma dairenensis CBS 421, 2085 nucleotides long. RefSeq lists its product as uncharacterized. NCBI's taxonomy places the organism in Eukaryota, Fungi, Ascomycota, Saccharomycetes, Saccharomycetales, Saccharomycetaceae. Gene Ontology annotation, biological process: phosphatidylinositol metabolic process. Bases 1 to 2085 code for a protein of 694 amino acids. The transcript has a single exon. Gene Ontology annotation, molecular function: phosphatidylinositol kinase activity. The record is from RefSeq and is a predicted model, not a curated record.